AUGUCGCUUCCGCCUGAAAUCAUCCAGGUCAAGCGCUUGGUAAAGAAGCGCAAGGCCACCGAUGACGACGAUGACGGCGUUGUUGAUUUCCUUCGUGUCGAUGGCGACAGGAAGCGUGCACGUGGCAACGACUACAUUUACCAGAGAAGGACCGACGGUCCGCCCGAUAUUGAGAGCAGCACCGGUCGCAAGCCACCCAGUGGUCUCCUACCCGUGAUCCACGCGUCCAAGCCCGGCGACGAGAAUCAUAAUGUCAAAAAGUCCAACCAUGCACAAGAAUCCAAACCCGUCGCAACGCCGAGACCCCUUCCAACAUCACAAGACGAAGCACCCGCAGCGCCUUCAACCCAAACAGGGGCACACAGCGUGUCCAAACUUAAGGCCGCUACUGAGCCUCGCAAAUUUCAUAUGUCUCGGGCAUCACUUGUCCCCUCACCCCUCUUCAGCCCAGGCGUGACCACGGGAAAGAGAUCCCGGUAUAAGACCCCGACAACUGUCUUCGUGGAGCGCGGUCACAAGAGGACGAGGACGGAGGAUGUACAGAUGCACGAUGCGGACAACUUCCAGACAGCCAAGAGCCAUGGGAAUGAUGACACGCAUGCGAGAAAACAAAAGCUACCCGGCGCCGACCGAAAGGGAGCAGAAGGCAAGCAUGCCCAAACGGUAAAGAGACAGGUUCCAGAGUCGCUCCGGAAGGAACAGGAUUCCGAUAUGGACGAGAUCACGCGAAGCAUGAAUGAAUUUGUCCUGCAACAGAUUGGUGAAAAUCUGGCAAAGAUUGAGGAACGCGACCGGAAGGUAAAAGCAGCAGCGGCGAAGAGGGCGUCGUCAGUCACGUCACCACAGUCGUCCAAGUUCAGGCCCAAGGCACCCUCGAAGCGUUACGCAGAGCGCCAUCCGGAGGUCGCAACUGCGCAAACGAACACUACGUCAGCUAUGCCACACCAAGAUGAGUACGAGAGCCUCAGUGAAGAUGAAUAUGUCAUCGAGACCUACGUACGUGUUGCAGCCGAAAGUUUGGGCAAAGACCUAGCCGCAGAGAAAGUCGGCUUGCUUGUCUUCGACAAUGAGCCUGAUGUGGAUUUCUUUUACGGAGAGGAGGGUGACAGCGACGAUGAAUGGCCUGAGGACGACGAAGAUGAAAAUGCGGAGGACUACUACGCUGCCGACUAUCCCGAUGAGGAGGUCGACUCAGAGGACGAGUACAACCGUGCUGCGUACCAGUAUCGCACCGGUAAUGCGUCUGACCUGGAAGAGUUUGACGAGCGAGAGGAUGGCAUCAUUCUUGACUACGGCGUAGAGAGAGAUGGGGAGCCCGACUCUUCCCUUGCGCGCUUCGGUGCUCGACCGCCUGGCGCAUUUAGGGGCUCUUGA
This is a messenger RNA of Diaporthe amygdali, 1374 nucleotides long. RefSeq lists its product as uncharacterized. Gene Ontology annotation, biological process: protein import into nucleus. Bases 1 to 1374 code for a protein of 457 amino acids. Gene Ontology annotation, cellular component: cytoplasm. The transcript has 3 exons. The record is from RefSeq and is a predicted model, not a curated record. NCBI's taxonomy places the organism in Eukaryota, Fungi, Ascomycota, Sordariomycetes, Diaporthales, Diaporthaceae.